Messenger RNA from Trematosphaeria pertusa, 1688 nucleotides. RefSeq lists its product as uncharacterized. The transcript has a single exon. Lineage: Eukaryota; Fungi; Ascomycota; Dothideomycetes; Pleosporales; Trematosphaeriaceae. The coding region runs from base 232 to 1386 and encodes 384 amino acids. The record is from RefSeq and is a predicted model, not a curated record.
GCUGACAUCACCGGCCCCCGCCACGUGCAUGACGUGGUGCGCAUGAGCGCCAUUGGGCCCAAGCCGGCUAGGCGAGACCAUUUCAGCUAACCAUCAUCUCCACCAAGCAGCUGCCCCAGCAAGGGAGUAAUAAGCAGCUUUAUUAUCUGCCUUCCCGCCCCCUCCGCGCCCCCGUUGCCCUCUCUCUCUCCUCCCACCACCGCACUCCGUAUUCUUAGCCGCACCGCCAAAAUGAUGCGAAAGAAGACGACAUACACGCAGAUUACGCCGAUUCCGAGCUACAUCCCGCGCCAGCUCGCCGUCGACCUCCUCCACAGCCAUGGCGAAAUCAUCGAACUGAACCCGCUCGUGCUGAGUUUCGAGGGCAUCAAGGCGCCGCGCGACGCGCCCGCCGACGAGUUCUACUCCACCUGGUACGAGAUCACGGAGAGGAUACAGUACAUUCCGGGCAUUGGGAAGCUGGGCUCUGGAGUGAUAAGGUUCAGGGGCUGCUUCCACGACAUGCCCUGGGGGCUGCAGACCCACACGUAUGCGCCUGCGGGCGUGGAUCUGCGCAACAAGUGGCAGGUCUGCGGGAACCAGCCGGGAGAGCCGCCCGAGACGCGCGAGCUGGGCAUCGGCGCCCCGCCCGAGGGCUUGUACCUGCGCGAGGAUAUCGAAAUCAAGUGCAACGUCACCAUGGUCGGCUUCGUGAAGAAGGAAAUGAAGGCAGCCGCCCUCAAGAUGGUGGAGAGGCUGAUAAAGAAGGCGGAGCUGCUAGACGCCGGCGCCCUGCAUGCCAUGAUGGAGAACGGCAGGCUGACGACAAUCAACCCGGCGGAUCGCUCGUCGCAUGCUCCCCGCCCUCACUCGCCGCUGCCUUCGCCCAAGCAGCCGUACAACAUGCCUAUGUCGCCGAACCGGUCGUCGACCUUUCCGCAGCAGAUGCAGGCGCAGCAAUACCCCCCGCCGAAUCAUGCGCAAGGGCACAACAACAUCGUAAUGGAGCUUCCGGGUGAUUUCUACCACCCUCCGCAGUCGCCGAAUCACCUCCAGCCAAACGACCACCGCUAUUCAACCGCUUCCGAGCUCUCCGGCCACUCGCCGAAUCCGUCAGACGGCAGGUGGUCGCAGGUUUCCAACGACUACCAGAGCUCAAUGAGCUCGCGACCCAGCUCGUACGCGUCUGACGGCAUGCGCUCCCCCGGCCUCGACCAGAAGGGCUUCUCGACCGAGCUGCCAACCAUGCAAGAAACGCGGGAAGAGCACGAGGAUGCGCGGAGGAGGCUCGAGGGGCAGCAGUAUGCCGAGGACCGCAAGUAUAGGUACAAUCCGCAGGAUUUUGCGCAGCAUACACACCAGUAUGCGCAACCGCCGCAGUACUCGUCUUACAACCACGGGCGGUGAGCGAUUACUGAACGCUUACGACUGUUACGGCUAUGGCGUGGGUCGGUUACCUGUAACGGCAGCGGGCGGCCUUAAUAGCGAUGAUCGGUGUUAACGGCGCUUUUGGUUGGGUCGAGAUAUCACUUGUGUUGUCGGACGAUAAGUACCGCAGUUUCGGAACCCAAAAUAUUCUUAUCUUGCCACAAAACAUUUUUAACCGUGUUGUACAGCUCGUGCAGCGUCAGGCUUGCAUUCACCUUCCCGCACUUGGCGUUACGCGAGUUGCCGGGUUUGAUUGACCUACAUGCUGAUCAUGACAUCUC